CUGAAUGAGAAUAGUCGAGUGUCUGCAGUUUUAACGAUUUUCUUUGGUAUAAUUUAUUUAGCAUUUCCAUGUUAACCCGUUUGAGAAUGUCGAAGUUAUUACGGUAUCCGUUGUUGCGCGGGAUGAUGACUUAUACCGUUUUAUGGCCAACUGCUAAUCUGGUUCAGCAAAGAUUGGAAGGCAAACAUUUUGACUCUUUCGACUAUAAACAGUGUGUUCACUACGGUUUAUAUGGUGCAUUUUAUGUCGCUCCAACUCUUUACGGAUGGGUUCGAAUAUCUUCAAUCAUGUGGCCGAGCAUGAAUUUAAAAACUGCGUUGUUUAAAGCGGCAAUCGAACAAGCGACAUACGGUCCUUUUGCUGGUGUAAGUUUUUUGUACAUCAUGUCGCUGAUCGAAGGAAAAACAUCGCAAGAGGCGGCACUUGAAGUAAAAAACAAAUUUCCUCAAACUUAUGCUGUUGGGUUAGCCGUCUGGCCUAUUGUUCAAACCAUUAAUUUUGCUUUUAUCCAUGAACGUAAUCGGGUACCAUUCGUAGCAGCAUGUAGUUUUCUUUGGACAGUAUUUCUAGCUUCUGUAAAACGAAAAGAUAGUGCCUAAAACGGGCUAAGGAUUAAUUUUAUUUUCCUAAUAAACCUGUUUUACUUUUCGGCAUGAUAUGUUGAAAAUGAUGUUUGAAAAUGAUAUGUUGGAAACAGUGCAUGCAAUGUCUGGUUGACUAAAAUUGCUAAUAAGGCUCCGUUGUUACGUUUAAGAACCAAUAUUGCGUGCGCGUCAAAGGAAAAUCAAUUAUUAUUUGUGUUUCCACGAUAGACCUGCCUAUUACAUCAGAUACAAUAUUUAUGAUCAUUAUAUGAAAGCGGUUUAUGCGCUUUUACAAUAGGCAUGGAUAACUUCCUUUAA
Molecule: messenger RNA, 902 nt
Organism: Anopheles nili
Lineage: Eukaryota; Metazoa; Arthropoda; Insecta; Diptera; Culicidae
Product: mpv17-like protein
Exons: 2
Coding region: 69-599 (176 amino acids)
Cellular component (GO): membrane; cytoplasm
Source: RefSeq, a predicted model, not a curated record